AUGGCCGCGACGGCCCGGGAUAGCCAGGCCCGCUGCUGCUGCCGCCGCAAAGCGCGCUGCCCCCGUCCUGCCCCCGCCAAGGCUGCGGCCGGAGCAGCUCGAGCGCCUCGAGCACAGCCGGCGAGACUCCCUCAGGAGCGCCCAGGCCCCCCGGGUGCCGGGGCAGCGCCGGCUCCUGAGCGCAGAAGCAGCCGGCGAGGCUCCCUCAGGAGCGCCCAGGCCCCCCGGUGCCGGGGCAGCGCCGGCUCCGGAGCGCAGAAGCAGCCGGCGAGGCUCCCUCAGGAGCGCCCAGGCCCCCGGUACCGGGGCAGCGCCGGCUCCGGAGCGCAGAAGCAGCCGGCGAGGCUCCCUCAGGAGCGCCCAGGCCCCCCGGGUGCCGGGGCAGCGCCGGCUCCUGAGCGCAGAAGCAGCCGGCGAGGCUCCCUCAGGAGCGCCCAGGCCCCCCGGUGCCGGGGCAGCGCCGGCUCCGGAGCGCAGAAGCAGCCGGCGAGGCUCCCUCAGGAGCGCCCAGGCCCCCGGUACCGCGGCAGCGCCGGCUCCGGAGCACAGAAGCAGCCGGCGAGGCUCCCUCAGGAGCGCCCAGGCCCCCCGGUACCGGGGCAGCGCCGGCUCCGGAGCGCAGAAGCAGCCGGCGAGGCUCCCUCAGGAGCGCCCAGGCCCCCCGGUACCGGGGCAGCGCCGGCUCCGGAGCGCAGAAGCAGCCGGCGAGGCUCCCUCAGGAGCGCCCAGGCCCCCCGGUGCCGGGGCAGCGCCGGCUCCGGAGCGCAGAAGCAGCCGGCGAGGCUCCCUCAGGAGCGCCCAGGCCCCCCGGUACCGGGGCAGCGCCGGCUCCAGAGCGCAGAAGCAGCCGGCGAGGCUCCCUCAGGAGCGCCCAGGCCCCCCGGUGCCGGGGCAGCGCCGGCUCCGGAGCGCAGAAGCAGCCGGCGAGGCUCCCUCAGGAGCGCCCAGGCCCCCCGGUACCGGGGCAGCGCCGGCUCCAGAGCGCAGAAGCAGCCGGCGAGGCUCCCUCAGGAGCGCCCAGGCCCCUGGUACCGGGGCAGCGCCGGCUCCGGAGCGCAGAAGCAGCCGGCGAGGCUCCCUCAGGAGCGCCCAGGCCCCCGAAGCAGCCGGCGAGGCUCCCUCAGGAGCGCCCAGGCCCCCCGGUACCGGGGCAGCGCCGGCUCCGGAGCGCAGAAGCAGCCGGCGAGGCUCCCUCAGGAGCGCCCAGGCCCCCGGUACCGGGGCAGCGCCGGCUCCGGAGCGCAGAAGCAGCCGGCGAGGCUCCCUCAGGAGCGCCCAGGCCCCUGGUACCGGGGCAGCGCCGGCUCCGGAGCACAGAAGCAGCCGGCGAGGCUCCCUCAGGAGCGCCCAGGCCCCCCGGUACCGGGGCAGCGCCGGCUCCGGAGCGCAGAAGCAGCCGGCGAGGCUCCCUCAGGAGCGCCCAGGCCCCUGGUACCGGGGCAGCGCCGGCUCCGGAGCGCAGAAGCAGCCGGCGAGGCUCCCUCAGGAGCGCCCAGGCCCCCCGGUACCGGGGCAGCGCCGGCUCCGGAGCGCAGAAGCAGCCGGCGAGGCUCCCUCAGGAGCGCCCAGGCCCGCGGGUGCCGGGGCAGCGCCGGCUCCGGAGCGCAGAAGCAGCCGGCGAGGCUCCCUCAGGAGCACCCAGGCCCCCGGUACCGGGGCAGCGCCGGCUCCGGAGCGCAGAAGCAGCCGGCGAGGCUCCCUCAGGAGCGCCCAGGCCCCCGGUACCGGGGCAGCGCCGGCUCCAGAGCGCAGAAGCAGCCGGCGAGGCUCCCUCAGGAGCGCCCAGGCCCGCGGGUGCCGGGGCAGCGCCGGCUCCAGAGCGCAGAAGCAGCCGGCGAGGCUCCCUCAGGAGCGCCCAGGCCCCCCGGUACCGGGGCAGCGCCGGCUCCGGAGCGCAGAAGCAGCCGGCGAGGCUCCCUCAGGAGCGCCCAGGCCCCCCGGUACCGGGGCAGCGCCGGCUCCGGAGCGCAGAAGCAGCCGGCGAGGCUCCCUCAGGAGCGCCCAGGCCCCCGGUACCGGGGCAGCACCGGCUCCGGAGCGCAGAAGCAGCCGGCGAGGCUCCCUCAGGAGCGCCCAGGCCCGCGGCUGCCGGGGCAGCGCCGGCUCCGGAGCGCAGAAGCAGCCGGCGAGGCUCCCUCAGGAGCGCCCAGGCCCCCGGUACCGGGGCAGCGCCGGCUCCGGAGCGCAGAAGCAGCCGGCGAGGCUCCCUCAGGAGCGCCCAGGCCCCCGGUGCCGGGGCAGCGCCGGCUCCGGAGCGCAGAAGCAGCCGGCGAGGCUCCCUCAGGAGCGCCCAGGCCCGCGGGUGCCGGGGCAGCGCCGGCUCCGGAGUGCAGAAGCAGCCGGCGAGGCUCCCUCAGGAGCGCCCAGGCCCCCCGGUACCGGGGCAGCGCCGGCUCCGGAGCGCGGAAGCAGCCGGCGAGGCUCCCUCAGGAGCGCCCAGGCCCCCCGGUGCUGGGGCAGCGCCGGCUCCGGAGCGCAGAAGCAGCCGGCGAGGCUCCCUCAGGAGCGCCCAGGCCCCCCGGUACCGGGGCAGCGCCGGCUCCGGAGCGCAGAAGCAGCCGGCGAGGCUCCCUCAGGAGCGCCCAGGCCCCCCGGUGCUGGGGCAGCGCCGGCUCCGGAGCGCAGAAGCAGCCGGCGAGGCUCCCUCAGGAGCGCCCAGGCCCGCGGGUGCCGGGGCAGCGCCGGCUCCGGAGCGCAGAAGCAGCCGGCGAGGCUCCCUCAGGAGCGCCCAGGCCCCCGGGUGCCGGGGCAGCGCCGGCUCCGGAGCGCAGAAGCAGCCGGCGAGGCUCCCUCAGGAGCGCCCAGGCCCCCCGGUGCCGGGGCAGCGCCGGCUCCGGAGCGCAGAAGCAGCCGGCGAGGCUCCCUCAGGAGCGCCCAGGCCCCCGGUACCGGGGCAGCGCUGGCUCCGGAGCGCAGAAGCAGCCGGCGAGGCUCCCUCAGGAGCACCCAGGCCCCCCGGUACCGGGGCAGCGCUGGCUCCGGAGCGCAGAAGCAGCCGGCGAGGCUCCCUCAGGAGCACCCAGGCCCCCCGGCAGUUUGGCUGCAAUUAGGAGGACGAGCACCGGAGUCAGUGCUGAGGGGCGAGCAAGACGGACGGGGCCGGUGCGCUCAUCUUCGCCCGCCUGCGUGUCCCCCGCCGAGGCUGGAAGAGCCGCGCUGACUCGCUUCGGACUCGAGCUGAGAGCGAAUUGGCAGACGCGAGUCACCCCGGCGCAGACCGCCUGCUUCGGCGGCUGGUUCCUCUCCUCCCCAGGCUUGCCCUCCCGACUCCUUGCAGGGAGCACUCUCAUUCCCGAGACUUCCAGCGGAGGAGAAGCUUCACCAUGGACGGAGAAGGCGGGGCUGGAGUCUGCAGUGGUCUUUUCUAAGUUCAGCGAUGCUUAG
Messenger RNA from Rhea pennata, 3384 nucleotides. Its product is annotated as basic proline-rich protein-like. The transcript has 4 exons. NCBI's taxonomy places the organism in Eukaryota, Metazoa, Chordata, Aves, Rheiformes, Rheidae. The coding region runs from base 1 to 3384 and encodes 1127 amino acids. The record is from RefSeq and is a predicted model, not a curated record.